CUUAACCCAGAUACCUCCACGCCUUUUUACAAUAAUCUAAUUAAUCACAUCUAACGGUUUACAUUACUUUGUCACUUCAAAACUGCCAUCUGCAAAGCCUACGUAGCAAGCGAUGGAAGACGGGCGAUCGAAGUGUUCGUGAAAGUAAAUUGUGUGGUGCGAACUAUAAACGGUGAUUACUCGACGAGGCGUGUCGCGAUGGCGAAUAGGGGAGCGGGGCGACGAGCGAAGAGGACGGCGAUACGCAGAGAGGGAGCGGGAGCGAGUGAAACAGCGGGUGCGGUAGCUGUCGCGGCCCGCUCAGUUUGAGCCCGCGCGUCACUCGCGUCGCUUGUCCGCUCCCGCGUCCGCCGCCCGCUCCGCCAUGAAGAAAGUAAAGGGAUUGAGAGCUAAGAACAUGGACAAACUCAUUGCAGCUGUCCAAGCCAGGGAAUGUUUAUGGGAUAAAAGCUACAGAGGACAUCGGAAUCGGUUUAAGUUAGAGCGGUAUUGGAACGAGGUUGCGGCCGAGGUGGGCACUACAAGCCUUAACUGCAGAAAACGUUGGAAGAACCUCAAAGAUCAAUGUCGCAAGGAAAUGAAGAAAAACUCCAACGAGUCCGAAUGGCCACAUUUUCAGAAAUUGAAAUUUAUUCACCACCAAUUCCUCGCGGAAGAUGAGGAAGGUGACGAUGACACAAAUGAUGAAGUAUUCAACUCUUUGGAUGAGUCUAUUAAAAGACCAAAAUUGGGUUACACAAUGAGGAAAAAGUUAUUGAUGAACAAAAGAAGGACGAUUGAUGUAGAUAUGAACAAACUGAUAGAGUUGGUCCAACCGAGGGAUUUGAUAUGGAACAGGCAAUUGAAGGGGCACCAUAAUUGGUACAAGUUGGAUGAGAGCUGGAAGGAAAUCGCGCAGGAGUUAGGUGUUACACGUGACGAAGCCCGACUCAAAUGGAAAUACCUAAGAGAUCAAGCAAGAAAAGAGAUCAGAAAGCAGAGCUCCGAAUGGGAAUAUCUUCCAAAACUGCAGUUCUUAACAAACCAGUUCAAUGAUUAUGAAGCUAACGAUUUGCAGGACCAGGACCAAGACCACGACCACGACGCAGAUUAUAGCCAAGACUACGAUGCAGACCAAGGCAGUAGCUACUACAUAGAACCUCCUCCGCCAAGUGUUAGCGUUAGUGUAAAAGAAGACGAUCAAGAAUUUGAUGAGUUUGACACAAAACCUGUCAUCAUGGAAACAGACUUUUACGACGAUGAUGAUGAGGCGCAAAAAAGUGCCAAUCCGGAUCCGAAUGAACCGGCGAAAGAUGAAGAUAUUGGGUUCUUUAACAGUCUUUUACCGCACGUUAAAAAGCUUGGGCCGGCUAAGAAGUUAAUGUUGAGGAUGAAAAUCCAAGAGUUGGUAUAUAAUACGGUCUAUAGUGACCCAUAGGAGUUACCUCAGGGCAUGGACCUGUUUCAGCAGUGGAGCUGAUAAAUGGUUUGUGACUAAGAGUUGAAUGGAAUGUUACGAUAUUCCUUACAAUAGAACUGGAUAUAUCAUGUGAUAUAAUCAUGCAAUUGUUUCGUUUAAUUUACGAUAUUCGUAAUCUAGUCUGAAACAAUGUUGAAUCUGACAGAUUUUUUCAUAAUUUAUUUAAAACUUUAUUGAGUAAUAAUAAGUGGAUUUAAUGCUAAUAGCAUUCUCUAUCAGUCAUAACGUGCUCUGAUUGUGAAUUUUAGGGUAUGAAGUGGGUUACUAAAAUGCAAUCUUUGUGGAAACAAAACAUGGAAGUUUAUUUGUACUAUUCAAUGACGUUUCCAGAGGUAAAAUCGUAUGACUAUCGUAGAGGGAUUUUGUUAAUAAAGAUUUGGCAUCGAGUAAUUUUUUUAUGUGUCAUGAAUGUGUGAGAAUAGAAAUCGGAAUAAUCAGUUGAUCAGAGUAAUUGAAGUGUGAAUAUUUAAUGACCAUUACUUAAAAAAUUAACAAGGACUACACAAUGCCUACAUGUUCAGCAAUAAUGUGAACAUGUAGGUUUUAUUUAAUUAUAUGUUCUUAAAUUUUAUCUACUCUACAAAAAUGACAUUAAUAAGACUGUUUUAGUUAAAUAAAAGUUUUAUAUCAAGGUACAUUGUACCUGCUUACACGCAGUACAUUUAUGUAGUGAUUACUUUUAAAAUUAUAGGAUAGGUAUAUUCUAUAAAGCUGUUAAAGAGAAUUUGAAAGACAUUAAAAUUACGCUGUAGAAACAUAUUUAAAUUUAUAUUUAUAUGUAUAUGAUGAUUAGUAUAUGAUUCCCCUUCUUACCUCUUAAAAUGUUUUAAUCUAAUCUAACAUUUAUGAAGUUAAACAAAACUAAGUAAGUUUAGUUUUUGUCGUUCUAAAAGUAGGUAGUUAUUAGUUCAUUUACUCUAUCUACGAAUCUACCAGUAGGAAUAUAAAUAAUCUCUUUCUUGAAGUGAAAUAAAAAAAAUUAAAAUAAUAUUAUACUACUUAUACAGUGAAAGUCGAAUAGUACAUACAUUCAUAGAGUUAUGCCUUUAUUCCUUGUGGGGUAGACAGAGCCAACAGUCUUGAAAAACUGAAAGGCCACGCUCAGCUUGGCUUAAUGGAUAUGUCUUUGUUAUAAUUAAAGCAUGUUGAUAAAGCAAUACCUAGUUAUGGCUAGAUUGUUAGAAAUAACUCACUUAUACAUAUGUGUGCUCUAUUGGAAAUAUAAAAAACUAAAGACAAAUAAUUACUUUUUAUUAUGUAACAUCUUGUUUUGUAUCUUUUUUUAGUAUUUGACAUAACCAAUGAAGUUUUCUAGAUUGUUUCUAUCUAUCGUAGGUAACGCAUUGGAUUUCAUAAAUUUUUAAAGGACUAUGGCAACAAUAAAACCUUAUAUAAUCUGUUUCAAAAAGAAGUAGACGGAAAAUUGUAUUUCGUAAACAGGUAACAUUUUCCAUUAUUUUCCUAAUAGUUGCCGCGUGAUAUAAUAUAACCCAAAGCCGUCCUCGAUAAAUGGUCUAUUCAACACAAAAAUAUUUUUUCAAUUCGAACCAGUGGUUCCUGAGAUUAGCGCGUUCAAACAAACUCUUCAGCUUUGAAAUAUUAGUAUAGAUGAAUCAAAUAUGCAUCACUAACAACAUACAAUAUGGGUUCUCCAAAAUUAUAUUAACCUGCUCUCGAUGAAAUUUGAAACAAUACACAAGCGUUAUUAAAUCGACCUAAAUACAGACGUUUUUAGCUCAUUACAACAUAAUCCGCUGUUUUGACUGAUUCGCCCGACUCUUGUUUAUAAAACACCUUCUUUAGCUCAGUACUCAAAGCUUUUAGUCAUAUGUUGGUUCUCUUGUUUGUGUCGACUGGUUUCCGGUACUUUAAAAUAACAGAGUUGGUCCCAACACUAAUGUAAUCGGAGUAAAAGUUAGGUGGGGCAGAAGAAGCUUUUAGUUAUUUUAGUUCUCUUGUUUGUGUCGAGUGGUUUACGGUACUUUAAAAUAACAGAGUUGGUCCCAACACUAAUGUA
Molecule: messenger RNA, 3476 nt
Organism: Amyelois transitella
Lineage: Eukaryota; Metazoa; Arthropoda; Insecta; Lepidoptera; Pyralidae
Exons: 3
Coding region: 365-1417 (350 amino acids)
Biological process (GO): regulation of transcription by RNA polymerase II
Cellular component (GO): nucleus; transcription regulator complex
Molecular function (GO): DNA binding
Source: RefSeq, a predicted model, not a curated record